UUUCCAAACUAUCAUUCCCAUCCCAACGUGAUACAUGUCAAAAAAUUAAAUUUAACUAAAAGCAAUGGAUUCCAGGAUGUGCCGUGUCUGUUUGAGGGAGAUGGAGAACAUGCUAUGCAUCUUCGAAACGAUGCCGCUACCCGGCGUUUCCCUAGCGACCAUGAUUUCCGAUUGGUGCGGCUUCCCGGUUCUACCGAAGGAUCCUUUUCCCAAGACCAUUUGCCAGUCUUGUGCGCUGGAUGCGCAGACUGCUUACGGGAUGGACAGCGUGCAGGUGAUUGAGCAGGAUGAGAUGGUGGUCAGUGAGAUGAAUUAUGAGGAAGAAGGAUCGAAUGACUCCGAUGUUGAACUGAUUGAGCCAGUCGAUGGCAGCCAGGAGAUGGAGACAAUUGACUUGACAAUCGAUUCACCGGGGGACAACGUGGAGAAUAUGUGCCCCAACUCAAACUCCAACGGGAAUGGCAAUGUGAGCCAGAGCAGCGCCCAGAAGGAUACCAAGAAGAAAAUGCUGAAGAAGACACAUAAAUGUAACAUUUGCGGGAAGUAUUUCAUGUUACCUGCGCACCUUAAGUGUCACAUGUGGGUCCAUGCGCGUGAAAAACCUUACAAAUGCUUACAAUGCUCCCAGUCCUACGCACAAAUCCGCGGUCUUAGGCGCCAUGAGCGCGUACAUAGUUCGAGACCUGAAUUACGAUCCUACAAGUGUUCCCGAUGCCCCAAGAUCUUCAACAGAAACUCUGCCCUUAAGAACCACGAGACCAUGCACCAUAAUUAAUGCGAUCCUACAAGUGUCCCCGAUGCCCCAAGAUCUUCAACAGAAACUCUGCCCUUAAGAACCACAAGACCAUGCACCAUAAUUAAUGCGAUCCUACAAGUGUCCCCGAUGCCCCAAGAUCUUCAACAGAAACUCUGCCCUUAAGAACCACAAGACCAUGCACCAUAAUUAAUGCGAUCCUACAAGUGUCCCCGAUGCCCCAAGAUCUUCAACAGAAACUCAGCCCUUAAGAACCACGAGACCAUGCACCAUAAUUAAUGCGAUCCUACAAGUGUCCCCGAUGCCCCAAGAUCUUCAACAGAAACUCUGCCCUUAAGAACCACAAGACCAUGCACCAUAAUUAAUGCGAUCCUACAAGUGUCCCCGAUGCCCCAAGAUCUUCAACAGAAACUCUGCCCUUAAGAACCACAAGACCAUGCACCAUAAUUAAUGCGAUCCUACAAGUGUCCCCGAUGCCCCAAGAUCUUCAACAGAAACUCUGCCCUUAAGAACCACAAGACCAUGCACACCAUAAUUAAUGCCAAACCAAGAAGAACGACCAUGAUGUUAAAAGACUAAUGCAACGUGUUACCAAAGUAUAGGGAACUUCGAAAAGCGAACACCUCCAAAGAACCUCACAACGAUUAUACUCAUUUUUUGUCAAUCCGAUAUAUGAUCGUUGGAAUAAAUACUAAACGCUGGGACACUGU
This is a messenger RNA of Drosophila melanogaster (fruit fly), 1464 nucleotides long. RefSeq lists its product as uncharacterized. Gene Ontology annotation, molecular function: zinc ion binding. The coding region runs from base 65 to 775 and encodes 236 amino acids. Gene Ontology annotation, cellular component: nucleus. The transcript has a single exon. The record is from RefSeq and is marked reviewed. NCBI's taxonomy places the organism in Eukaryota, Metazoa, Arthropoda, Insecta, Diptera, Drosophilidae.